Messenger RNA from Paramormyrops kingsleyae, 2718 nucleotides. RefSeq lists its product as uncharacterized. Lineage: Eukaryota; Metazoa; Chordata; Actinopteri; Osteoglossiformes; Mormyridae. The record is from RefSeq and is a predicted model, not a curated record.
UGCAAAGGUUUUUCUUUUUUAAAAAAAAUAAUAAUAAUCAUCUUCCAUAUAUAUGAAUUUGAAUUGUGAAAUAUAACCCAUAAGGCUUAAAACUUUGUAGAGAAAGCGGGUUAUCCCGUCUUUCAAGCACACACCUAAACUAUGCUGACGUGCGAGAGAGGCAAGCUGAGGCAGCUAGAAUGGGUGGGGCAAAAAGACGCGGGGCGUCUCUCUCCAAGUGUUAGAGGCAACUCAGAAUAGGAAAAAAAAACAAACAUCAACGUAACUUUAAGGAUAGCCGGUCCUCGAUCACAAAGAAGCACUGUAUCUAUGAGGUGCCACUGACAAACGACGAUUAAUGCCAAUGCAGAACUCGAGUAACCCGCGGCGUCGGAUAGCGUGCGAUAUCUAGAGAUAAAAUCUCAAGUGUACCGACUUAAAACCGGCGAUCAGCACGCAUUAGAGACAGGGAACUGACAACCAAGAACUGAACCACCUGUGGAAAAAUGAUGGGGGAAUUACUGUAAGGUGUUCAUUUAUUUAAAUCCUACCCUCUUCAACUCUUCGAUCCGCCCAUCUGCUCUAACACUGGUCCUAAUAUCUGCCAUCUGCCCAAUUAUCGGCCACAGUUACUUUAUCCCGUUAGCUUCUCUUAACCCCGGAUCCCACUGUGACUGGUCCAUCACACUCCAUCCCCCCCCUGCCCCUGACCUCCGCAGGACCCCCCUCCCUCUCUGAGCCAUGCGCCGAUUCAGCUCCGAAGGCUCUUUGCUGGACUUGGACCUUCUGCCCUGGAAACGGGUGACCCUGAUCGAGCCAGGCUGUGAGGUAGAUGGUGAGGCUAGCAGUUACUCACCGUGCCCAGGCGAAGAUCCCUCCCCGGGUGUCCGGAUGGCGGUCACAGCGGCCGGGGAGGAGUCGGCCCCCGCACAGCGGCAGGAACGUGGAAAGUUAGUCAAAGAGCUCAGCGUUAGCAUGGAAAACCUGUCUGGCUUGGAGAAGCUGGAGCAUACGGAUGGCUUUCUGGGCGUGGGGGCCAUUAGUGAAAGCUGCCGGGCUUACAGUGACAGCCAGCUGGCCCCGGGGACAGCCGAAGGCGAGCGACCAUCCCCCAUUUCCUCCCCUACCUCAGCAGCCCCCUACUCCACCAGAUCCCUCCACAGACAACAUGCUCGGGCCAAGCUAGCAGCAGCCAAACUCCACCUGAAGAGUCUGUUCGGACAGAACCACCAAACGCCACACCCAACCCAUGUCAGCUCAGAGCAGAGAGACAAUGAGAGCAGGACCAGAGAGAGGAGGUCCCGCCUUCCAUUCCUCCGGCAAUGGAGUCAGGUCGGCCACGGCAACGCCAGCCUCAGCCGCGAGGAAUUGUUGUCGUGGGCAGAGUCUCUGAAUGUGCUGCUGGCCAGUCGCACUGGCCAGUCUGUCUUCGGGGCGUUCCUGCGCUCGGAGUUCAGCGAGGAGAACCUGCAGUUCUACCUGGCCUGUGAACAGUACCGGCACUCUUCCACCAACUUCAGCCUCCAGAGGCGAGCACGGGACAUAUGUGCCACCUACAUCGAGCCGGGGGCGUCCAGAGAGGUCAACCUGGAUGGCAAAACGAGGGAGCUGACCAUGCAGCUGCUACAGGCCCCCUCCCGCAGCUCGCUGUGUCCCGCCCAGCGCCGCAUCUACUCGCUCCUGGACACAGACUGCUAUCCCCGCUUCCUACAGUCGCAUCUUUACCAGUCGCUGCUAAAGGACACUCACUAGGCAGCAAACGUCCAUGUGAAGGGGGGCAGUGAGAGACAGCUGACAGCGUCACAUAACUGCGGCGCCGGGGCUGAGGAGAGACGCAAAAGGAGACGCAACGAGGCAGCGGCCAUUGCUCCAUGUUACUCAUGCUGCCCUGUCAAAUCAUGCAUGUUAUCAUUGUUGUAGUUUUUUUUGCAUUUUCAGUUAGCCGACCUUUGUUUUCUCAGCAUCCCACACAGACAUAGGCCAGUGGAGACAAGGAAACCGACCGGGCACGGACUGUCAUGGUGGGGGGUCCAGGUGCAUUGUGGGAUACUGUGUGAUUUCAGGCGUAUUGUAACCAAGUGAAGAGCUAUCCCCAGGUUUUGCAAUCGUGGGGGUGGGUGUUUAGGUUUUCCUGGGGCGUGGACUGGACAGACUGGCAAACCAUGACAGAAUGGGCCCCUCCACUCAGCAGAAUGUACCCACAGGGGGCCCAAGGCAAUAUUUUGUCAGGGGGCCCAAAGUUUUACGCUGCGCCCAGAGUGAAGUCAGCCUUCAGGAGGUUACAACCAUUUUCUUUUUUACUUUAUGGCUUUUUUUAACAGUGUAAACAGACAUUUCUUUUUUUAGAGGGUUUUAGAGAAACAAUAACGAAAGAAGUGAGAUGGGUAUCUAGUUCUGACUUUUCCAAAAAGGGAGUUUCUGCCAUCGCAUUAGCGGCCCCACAAAGCAGUCUCACGCACCCGCCGCUCUGGCCGAAUUCCUUCCCUCCGUCGGCCAAUCAGAGAGCUCUGUUUCCGAUGUCCCCGUUUGGAAGACAAACAUUGUGUAUCAGCCGGGAAACUCAUCUUGUCAUGGAAGGAACAUUAUCUCCAUGCCCGCAGGCAGGAGAGCACUUAAAACACAGGAUACGUGAUUCAUGCGUUAUUUGUAUAUUCGGUUUCGGUUUACAGUUCGCGGUGACGCAUGUUUAUGCCCAUGUGACGAACAUUUAGAGAAUAAACAGCCAUUUUAUAUAUAAAA